Cetraspora pellucida is the source of this 768-nucleotide messenger RNA. The record is from the annotation of a GenBank genome assembly. NCBI's taxonomy places the organism in Eukaryota, Fungi, Glomeromycota, Glomeromycetes, Diversisporales, Gigasporaceae.
AUGUCGUCUAAUAUAAUCAACAUUACGAUUUCCGCUGCUGUUCUUGGCGGUUUUUAUUUAUACUCUCCAGACUUUUUUCCUAUAAUAGCUGCACUUGUUUCUGUUUUAUGGACUGCUUUCGGAAUUAAGCUUUUAUUUUUUAAUAAGUCAAAAGGUCUUCCAAUUGGGCAGCAUAUUUCAAUACGAGCGGAGAUUGAUGGAACUCCGAUUCAACGUAGUUACACACCAACAAGUUCCGAUGAUGAUAUUGGACACUUUGAUCUUGUCAUAAAGACUUAUCCAAAUGGCAAUAUAUCAAAAUGGAUCGAUGGUCUUGAAGUGGGACAAAUGAUUACUGUUAAGGGUCCUAAAGGCAAAUUUAUAUACAAACCAGGCUUAGUGAGAGCUUUAGGAAUGAUUGCUGGUGGUACCGGUAUAACACCAAUGUUACAGAUUAUCCAAGCAAUUUGCAAAAAUCCAGCAGAUAAGACGCGUGUCAGUCUUAUCUUUGCAAAUGUAACUUAUGAUGAUAUUCUUCUAAAAGACGAGUUAGAUUCUCUCGCUGCUAGUCACGAAAAUUUCACUGUGUUUUAUUCAUUAGAUAAACCUCCAGAAGGUUGGACAGGUGGAUCCGGGUUCGUUACUCCUGAAGUUAUACAAAAAUAUUGUCCAAGUCCUUCUGAUGAUAUAAAGAUAUUGUUAUGUGGUCCUACUCCUAUGGUUAAUGCCAUGGCUAAACAUUGCGAAGCCUUAGGAUACAAUAAACCCAGAACUAUUUCAAGAUUAGAG